Messenger RNA from Argentina anserina (silverweed cinquefoil), 7949 nucleotides. RefSeq names its product serine/threonine-protein kinase TOR. Gene Ontology annotation, molecular function: protein-containing complex binding; protein serine/threonine kinase activity; protein binding. Gene Ontology annotation, cellular component: TORC1 complex; TORC2 complex; nucleus. Lineage: Eukaryota; Viridiplantae; Streptophyta; Magnoliopsida; Rosales; Rosaceae. The coding region runs from base 213 to 7604 and encodes 2463 amino acids. The record is from RefSeq and is a predicted model, not a curated record. The transcript has 55 exons. Gene Ontology annotation, biological process: negative regulation of macroautophagy; TOR signaling; protein phosphorylation.
CUCUCUCUAAAACCCUCCCCCUCACUUUUUAUUGCUUCUUCUUUUCUCCUCCUCCCCAAAACAAACAAACCCAGCACACUCUUUUCCAUCCCCCCCGCGCGUACUCCUCACUCGCCGCCCUCAUCCUCCACAUCUUCACCCCCGCCGUCUCCGAUGCUCGAAGAUCUGAUUCCGCACGGACACUAAAAUCCAAAGGGUUUAGGGUUACUGACAUGGCCGUCUCCGCGCAGUCCCUCAGGUUCGGCGGCCCCGUCGUCUCCGGCGGCGGCAGCUUCGACACGCUCAAUCGCAUCCUCGCCGACCUCUGCACGCGUGGCAGCCCCAAGGAGGGGACUUCGUUGGCUUUGAAGAAGCAUCUGGAAGAAGCAGCCCGUGACUUAAGUGGAGAAGCAUUUUCUCGUUAUAUGGAUCAGUUGUACGAUCGGAUCUCUGGUCUUUUGGAUAGCAGUGAUGUUGCAGAAAAUUUGGGAGCUCUAAGAGCUAUUGACGAGUUGAUAGAUUUGGCACUUGGAGAAAAUGCAUCAAAGGUUUCAAAGUUUGCUAAUUACAUAAGGACUGCCUUUGAGCUAAAACGUGAUCCUGAUAUUUUGGUCCUGGCUAGUAGAGUUUUGGGCCAUCUAGCCAGGGCUGGGGGAGCAAUGACUGCGGAUGAAGUGGAACGCCAGAUUAAAAUUGCCCUGGAGUGGUUACGUGGAGACAGAAUUGAGUAUCGGCGUUUUGCUGCCGUUUUGAUCUUGAAAGAAAUGGCAGAAAAUGCUUCCACAGUGUUCAAUGUUCAUGUACCUGAGUUUGUUGAUGCAAUCUGGGUUGCUUUGAGGGAUCCAGUAUUGCCUAUCCGAGAGCGAGCUGUGGAAGCUCUGCGUGCUUGCCUUGGUGUUAUUGAGAAACGUGAGACACGAUGGCGUGUUCAGUGGUAUUAUCGUAUGUUUGAGGCUACACAGGAUGGAUUGGGUAAAAAUGCAUCUGUUCACAGCAUACAUGGUUCUUUACUUGCAGUUGGAGAGCUUUUAAGGAAUACAGGUGAAUUCAUGAUGUCAAGGUAUAGGGAAGUUGCAGAAAUUGUCCUUAGAUAUCUUGAUCACAAGGAUAGGCUGGUUCGCCUGAGCAUAACUUCACUGCUACCUCGAAUUGCUCAUUUUCUGCGUGAUCGAUUUGUUACAAACUACUUAGAGACUUGUAUGAAUCAUAUCCUGGCUGUUUUGCGACAAUCAGCUGAACUGCGGUCCAGUGGUUUUAUUGCACUUGGGGAAAUGGCUGGUGCUUUGGACGGGGAACUUUUUUUCUAUUUGGGGCAAAUAACGCCUCACUUACGCGAAGCAAUCGCUCCACGUAGAGGGAGACCCUCACUUGAGGCUUUGGCUUGUGUUGGAAAUAUUGCAAAAGCACUGGGGCCUGCUAUGGAACAUGAUGUUCGUGGUCUUUUGGAUGUUAUGUUUGCUGCUGGUCUUUCCCCUACGCUUGUUGAGGCCCUUGAAAAGAUAACUACCAGUAUACCAUCUUUGCUGCCUACCAUCCAAGGUCGGUUACUGGAAUGCAUUUCAGUGGUUCUUUCAAAAUCCCAACAUCCUCAAGGAAGGCCAGUUGUUGGAACAGGUAGGGGAAACUUAAUGACUAUCCCCCAGCAAGUUUCAGACCUCAGUGGUUCAGCCCUUGUGCAGCUCGCAUUGCAGACUCUAGCUCGUUUCAAUUUCAAGGGUCACGACCUUCUUGAAUUUGCAAGGGAAUCAGUUGUUAUAUAUUUAGAUGAUGACGAUGGAGCUAUUCGGAAAGAUGCUGCCCUGUGUUGUUGCAGAUUGGUUGCAAAUUCCUUUUCUGGUGUACAAUAUGCCUCUGGUAGAUCAAACCGAGGAAAGCGACGCCGUCUUGUCGAGGAGAUCGUUGAAAAGCUUCUCAUUGAGGCUGUCGCAGAUGCUGAUGUGAUCGUUCGCCAUUCAAUAUUUUCUUCUCUACAUGGGAAUAGAGGAUUUGAUGAUUUCCUGGCUCAGGCUGAUAGUCUCAGCGCAGUUUUUGCUGCUUUAAAUGAUGAGGAUUUUGAUGUUCGUGAGUUUGCAAUUUCUGUGGCUGGGAGGUUGUCAGAAAAAAAUCCUGCUUAUGUUCUUCCAUCUCUUCGCCGCCAUCUCAUACAGUUGUUGACUUACUUGGGUCAGAGUGCAGAUAGCAAAUGCAGGGAAGAAAGUGCGAAGUUGCUGGGUUGUUUAAUACGUAACUGUGAAAGACUGAUACUUCCGUACAUUGCUCCCAUACACAAGGCACUUGUGGCAAGACUAACAGAUGGCACUGGUGUCGGCACGAAUAAUGGCAUCAUUAGUGGAGUUCUUGUAACUGUUGGGGAUCUUGCUAGAGUGGGUGGGUUUGCAAUGAGAAAGUAUAUACCUGAGCUUAUGCCUUUGAUUGUUGAGGCUUUAUUGGAUGGAGCGGCUGUCACAAAACGAGAAGUGGCUGUAGCUACUCUUGGUCAAGUUGUACAGAGCACUGGGUAUGUCAUAACUCCAUAUAAUGAAUAUCCAUUGUUACUUGGCCUACUCUUGAAGUUGCUUAAUGGUGAUUUGGCAUGGUCUACAAGACGUGAAGUACUAAAGGUUCUUGGAAUUAUGGGUGCUCUAGAUCCUCAUGUGCAUAAACGAAAUCAGCAAAGCUUGCCCGGUUCACAUGGAGAUGUUACUCGUAAUGCCAGUGAUUCUGGUCAACAUAUCCAAUCUGUGGAUGAAUUGCCUAUGGACUUAUGGCCAUCAUUUGCGACAUCUGAAGAUUAUUAUUCUACGGUUGCAAUCAAUUCUCUCAUGCGAAUACUUAGGGACCCUUCACUUGGUACUUACCACCUAGAGGUUGUCGGAUCACUUAUGUUCAUUUUCAAGUCAAUGGGUCUCGGAUGUGUUCCGUACUUACCCAAGGUUCUGCCUGACCUUUUCCAUAUAGUCCGCACAUGUGAUGAUGCUUUAAAGGAUUUUAUAACACGGAGGCUUGGAAUUCUAGUGUCUAUUGUGCGUCAGCACAUACGAAAAUAUCUGCAUGAUUUAUUGAUUCUAAUUUCAGAACUAUGGUCAACCUUUAGCUUUCCUGCUGGUGGCCGUCCUCAACUUGGCUAUCCGGUUCUUCAUCUUGUGGAGCAGCUUUGUUUGGCCCUGAAUGACGAGUUCAGGACAUAUCUUCCUGAUAUUCUUCCAUGCUGUAUCCAAGUUCUAAGUGAUGCGGAACGCUAUAAUGACUACACAUAUGUUCUUGACAUCCUCCAUACCCUUGAAGUGUUUGGUGGAACAUUGGAUGAACACAUGCAUCUUCUUCUUCCUGCUUUGAUCCGUUUGUUCAAAGUGGAUGCUUCAGUGGAUAUAAGACGUGCUGCUAUCAAAACAUUGACCAAACUCAUCCCUCGUGUGCAGGUUACUGGUCACAUAUCUUCUCUGGUGCAUCACUUGAAGCUAGUCUUAGAUGGGAAGAAUGAUGACCUCCGAAAGGAUACUGUUGAUGCGCUUUGUUGUCUAGCUUAUGCCCUUGGGGAGGAUUUCACCAUCUUUAUUCCAUCAAUACACAAACUUCUGUUAAAACAUCGCUUACGGCACAAGGAAUUUGAGGAAAUUGAAGGCCGUUUGCAGCGUCGUGAACCGUUGUGUGUUCCCCAAAGAUCAAGUCGGCGACUUCCAGAGGUUGUUACUGGCUGUUCAACUGAUUUGGAGAUUGACCCGUAUGAUGAUGUCGCUGAUGUGCAGAAAAAAGUUCGAAGCCAUCAGGUCAAUGAUGGUCGAUUACGCACUGCUGGGGAGGCUUCUCAGCGCAGUACCAAAGAAGAUUGGGCAGAAUGGAUGAGACACUUUAGUAUCGAACUUCUGAAGGAAUCUCCAUCUCCUGCAUUGCGAACCUGUGCAAGGCUUGCACAACUGCAGCCAUUUGUUGGGCGAGAGUUGUUUGCAGCUGGAUUUGUUAGCUGUUGGGCACAGCUAAACGAGACUAGUCAGAAACAGUUGGUUCGGAGUUUGGAGAUGGCAUUUUCAUCACCAAAUAUCCCUCCUGAAAUUUUGGCAACACUGCUUAAUCUGGCAGAGUUCAUGGAACAUGAUGAGAAACCUCUUCCUAUAGACAUUCGACUACUUGGUGCUCUUGCAGAGAAGUGUCGGGCAUUUGCAAAGGCCUUGCAUUACAAAGAAAUGGAAUUCGAAGGAGCACGUUCCAAGAAGAUGGAUGCCAACCCAGUUGCUGUAGUUGAAGCACUUAUACAUAUAAACAACCAGUUACAACAGCACGAGGCUGCGGUUGGAAUAUUAACCUAUGCUCAACAAAAUUUGGAUGUUCAAUUGAAAGAAUCAUGGUAUGAGAAGUUGCAGCGGUGGGAUGAUGCUCUCAAGGCCUACACAGCAAAAGCAUCUCAAGCAUUGAGUCCACAACUUGUUUUGGAUGCUACUUUAGGUCGUAUGCGAUGCCUUGCUGCCUUGGCUCGAUGGGAAGAACUUAACAACCUGUUUAAGGAAUAUUGGACACCUGCUGAGCCUGCCGCUCGCCUUGAAAUGGCCCCAAUGGCCGCAAGUGCUGCUUGGAAUAUGGGAGAGUGGGAUCAAAUGGCCGAAUAUGUGUCUCGAUUGGAUGACGGUGAUGAAACCAAACUUAGGGGCCUGGGGAACACUGCUGCUAGUGGGGAUGGGAGCAGUAAUGGCACAUUCUUUAGAGCUGUUCUGUUAGUUCGAAGAGGAAAGUAUGAUGAAGCACGCGAGUAUGUUGAGAGAGCUAGGAAAUGCUUGGCAACAGAGCUUGCUGCUUUGGUUUUGGAGAGCUAUGAGCGUGCAUAUAUAAAUAUGGUUCGUGUUCAGCAGUUGUCAGAACUUGAGGAGGUCAUCGAUUAUUGUACACUUCCUAUUGGGAAUACUAUUGCUGAAGGAAGACGGGCCCUUAUCCGCAAUAUGUGGAAUGAGCGGAUACAAGGAGCAAAACGUAAUGUUGAGGUAUGGCAGGUGCUGUUAGCAGUGAGAGCCCUCGUUCUGCCUCCUACUGAAGAUGUUGAUACUUGGCUAAAGUUUGCUACCCUCUGUCGGAAAAGUGGGAGAAUUAGUCAGGCUAGAUCUACUUUAGUCAAACUCUUACAGUAUGACCCCGAGACAUCCCAUGAAAGUGUGCGAUACCAUGGGCCUCCGCAAGUGAUGCUUGCGUAUUUGAAAUACCAAUGGUCCCUUGGAGAAGACGUCAAACGGAAGGAAGCGUUUGCUAGGCUGCAGAAUUUGGCAAUGGAGCUCUCAGCUUCACCUAGUAUUGAAUCAGUUACACCUACUGGCUUGCUGAGCUGUGGUACUCCAAGUGUUCCACUCAUUGCCCGUGUGUAUCUUAAACUUGGAGCCUGGAAUUGGACUCUUUCUCCUGGAUUGGAUGAUGAUUCUAUACAGGAAAUUCUUGUUGCCUUCCGAAAUGCAACUCAAUGUGCAAAUAAAUGGGCAAAGGCUUGGCACACAUGGGCAUUGUUCAAUACAGCUGUUAUGUCUCUUUAUACUGUGAGAGGGUAUGCAAGUGCUGCUUCCCAGUUUGUUGUUGCAGCAGUCACUGGAUAUUUUCACUCAAUUGCCUGUUCUGCAAAUACUAAAGGUGUCGAUGAUAGCUUACAGGAUAUUCUUCGUCUUCUUACAUUAUGGUUCAACCACGGAGCUACUGCAGAAGUUCAAAUGGCUUUACAAAAAGGAUUUGCACAUGUCAAUAUUAACACAUGGCUGGUGGUUCUACCCCAAAUAAUUGCCAGAAUACAUUCAAAUAAUCAUGCUGUAAGGGAACUGAUACAGUCCCUUUUGGUGCGAAUUGGACAAAGUCAUCCACAGGCUCUUAUGUACCCUCUUCUAGUAGCAUGUAAAUCAAUAAGUAAUUUACGCAGAGCUGCCGCUGAAGAAGUGGUUGACAAAGUUCGACAGCAUAGUGGUGUACUUGUGGAUCAGGCACAACUUGUUUCAACGGAACUUAUCCGUGUUGCUAUACUCUGGCAUGAAAUGUGGCAUGAGGCUCUGGAAGAAGCUAGUCGUCUGUAUUUUGGUGAACACAACAUUGAGGGCAUGCUAAAAGUAUUGGAGCCAUUGCAUGAGAUGCUCGAGGAAGGGGCUAUGAAGAAUAAUACUACAAUAAAGGAGACAACAUUCAUUGAGGCCUAUCGUCAUGAAUUGCUGGAGGCCUAUGAAUGUUGCAUGAAAUAUAAGAGAAAUGGAAGAGAUAUUGAGCUUACUCAGGCAUGGGAUCUUUACUAUCAUGUAUUCAGACGAAUAGAUAAGCAGCUGCAAAGUCUCACUACACUGGACUUGGAGUCUGUCUCGCCGGAGUUGUUAGAAUGUCGUGAUUUAGAGCUGGCUGUUCCUGGUACAUAUCGAGCAGAAUCUCCGGUGGUGACAAUUGCAUCAUUUGCACGACAGCUUGUUGUCAUAACAUCCAAACAGCGACCAAGGAAAUUAACAAUCCAUGGGAGUGAUGGUGAGGAUUAUGCCUUCUUACUGAAGGGACAUGAAGACCUGCGCCAAGAUGAACGAGUCAUGCAGCUUUUUGGUUUGGUGAACACACUACUGGAGAAUUCUAGAAAAACUCAAGAGAAGGAUCUCUCAAUUCAACGAUAUUCAGUCAUUCCUUUAUCUCCAAACAGUGGGCUGAUUGGUUGGGUCCCAAAUUGUGACACCCUUCACCAUCUCAUUAGGGAGUACAGGGAUGCCCGAAAGAUCACUCUUAAUCAAGAACACAAAUAUAUGCUCAGCUUUGCUCCAGAUUAUGAUCAUUUGCCACUCAUUGCUAAAGUGGAAGUAUUUGAGUAUGCCCUGCACAAUACUGAGGGAAAUGACCUUUCAAGAGUUCUGUGGCUUAAAAGUCGCACUUCAGAGGUAUGGCUUGAGAGGAGGACAAACUACACAAGAAGUUUGGCUGUCAUGAGCAUGGUCGGUUACCUUCUUGGGCUUGGUGAUCGUCAUCCAAGCAAUCUUAUGCUUCACCGCUCUAGUGGGAAGAUCUUGCACAUUGACUUUGGGGACUGCUUUGAAGCGUCCAUGAAUCGAGAAAAGUUUCCGGAGAAGGUACCCUUUCGAUUGACCAGAAUGCUUGUGAAAGCAAUGGAGGUUAGUGGCAUAGAGGGCAACUUUCGUUCAACUUGUGAAAAUGUCUUGCAAGUUCUGCGAACACAUAAAGAUAGUGUUAUGGCUAUGAUGGAGGCCUUUGUUCAUGAUCCUCUCAUCAACUGGCGUCUCUUCAACUUUAAUGAAGUUCCACAAGUGGCAAUGUUAGCUAAUAGUCAUGUUCCUUCUGUCGUGGAGGCUGAAGAACCAGCUCCUGCUAGAGAGCUUCCCCAACCUCAGCGUGGUGCUCGUGAAAGGGAACUUCUUCAGGCUGUUAAUCAACUUGGUGAUGCUAAUGAGGUCUUGAAUGAACGCGCUGUGGUUGUUAUGGCUCGGAUGAGUAAUAAGCUUACUGGGCGUGAUUUUUCCACUAGUUCUUCCGUAUCCUCUAGCUCUAUUCAACAUGCAGUAGACCACAGCACAUUGAUUUCUGGAGAUACUCGAGAAGUUGAUCAUGGUUUAUCUGUUAAGUUGCAAGUUCAAAAGUUGAUUGGUCAAGCAACAUCUCAUGAAAACUUGUGCCAGAAUUAUGUCGGGUGGUGUCCGUUUUGGUAAGCAGCAGACGUCUUUAGAUAGACGUGUACAUACAUUGUACAUAUUAGUGAGCUACAAAAAGACCUUGUUGUAUAUGCACCCAAUCAUUUAUUGUGUAUAAAGUAGUUGCCUAGUUUUUGGUGAAUUCUUGAUUGGAAUGGAACCUGUUACCGGUAGUUCCACAUCAGUACAUGUGUAAAUAACAAUGUAGAAGAGGGGUAUCAGGUGUAAGUAGUUUUAGCCCAGGAGGUUAGGAUGGGAACUGGAUUAUAGCACUAAUAGGUAACUACCGGCGCCAGUGUAACAAACGUUAUAGUGAGUCUAUAGGCCAAGAUGUUUUCAAAGUUGGAGUUGGUUUAUACUGUU